Messenger RNA from Poeciliopsis prolifica (blackstripe livebearer), 2983 nucleotides. RefSeq lists its product as uncharacterized. The record is from RefSeq and is a predicted model, not a curated record. NCBI's taxonomy places the organism in Eukaryota, Metazoa, Chordata, Actinopteri, Cyprinodontiformes, Poeciliidae.
CUCCGACAUUUACCCCAGAGACUCCGCUCCAACUUCCAGCGCUCACUGCUUAUCAACGAUCAAGAGUUUAUGUAAAAAGCGUCGCGUCAGCAGGAUGAGCGGCGUCGGGCCCAAGUCUUUGUUCUUCGGACUUCCGGAUAUGACGCAGUUGGUUUGCGUCACGCUGAGUCCGCAGGAGGAAGAGCAGCAGGAGCCCAGGACCAACCAGAUCAGGACCUGCAGGGAGCUGGUGCUGCUGCACUCGGACGUCCUGGCCUGUCCUGCUCUGGACUCCAUCACUGACGUCACUGCAGUCAUGUCUGUCCACUUCCUGCAGCGCGGCGUCCUUCAGGCCUUCGCCAUCAGAAACCGUCUGCAGCUGGGCGUUCCCCACACGGUGUUUCCUGGCGACCUGCAGUGCUGCCUCUCUUACUCUCUGAUCAGCCGUUUGACUCCCCGCUGGAACAAAGCAGGACUUUACCUGAUCUCAGGGGCAGACUUCCUGACCCGGCGGGGGACGCUCAGCGCCGUCAGUCUGGAGAUGAACACCAGUGGUGGUCGGCUGAGCCUCAGCAUUGAAGCCAGCGCUGUGAGAACGCCGCCGCCAACGCUGGAUGACCUCGGGCUGCUGGCGCCGGUACUCCAGAGGUUCUGCAGCGACCCGGACUUCAUCCUGGACCUGUCCUCCAGGGGACCCAUCUGGUGCCACGUCCUCCCCAGCAUGAAGAAGGGUCAGAUCAUCAGCAUCAGCCGCCAGCUGCCCAGAGACGGACCCUUCAAGACCUACGGAGACCUUCAGAACCACUGGAACCGCCUGUACGGCUACUGGCUGCCGGAGCUGGAGGGGGGCGGAGUCUACUGCAGCGUCUACUUCAGGCCGGUGGGAGAGAAACUCUUCACUUACCCUCUCAGCUGCAUCCGCCUGCAGCCUGUGCAGCGCUGCCCCGGGGGCGACCUGCAGGGGGCGCUGGCCCGCUUCCUGGCCGACAGCAGAGAGCGGCUGCAGAACGUGUGCGGCUUCCCGACCCGUCUGACCAGUAAACCCAGUUACCCCGCGGCCGGCCUGACCACCGCUGCCUCCAUGCAGGUUCUGAGUUGGGACCAGAUCAACCUGACCACCGGGCCGGUUCUGUCCCAGCAGGCGCCGUCCUGCCGGGCGGACCCGCCCGCCUGGGUCCCCCUGUCCCAGCAGGGCGGCGCUCUUCCAGGAAGCAGAUCUGGGAACUGGCUGUGGCGCCGUCCAGAGGACCGGUCGGCCCACCCGUCCUCCAGUCAGAACCAGGACCAGUCGGACCGCUCCCUGCCCGUUUCCUCUUUCUCCCAACACUUCCAGCCGGCUUCAUCCCUCCCUCCUCUUCCUCAGCCCAGUCCGGUCCCAGUGAACCCGCCUCCCAAACUGGUUCCCAUCUUCAGGAACAACGACCCGACCCGCCGGCUCAGCGUGGCUCUUCUGCGAGUCCAGAACCGGCGGAACGGAGGAACGGAGGACAAACGCAGACUCACCCUGCCGCUUCCUGCCGGGUCACAGGUCACACCUUCCUCCUCCUCUUCCUCCGCCGCGCCCCUCCCUCCUCCUCCUCGCCUCGUCCCUCGCUUCGCCCGCCGCCCCAAAAGCCGGAGCGCCGCCGUUUCCCCGCCGUCGGGUCAGUCCAGGGUCACCCGGAUCUCCAGCCUCAGCCCGAUGUUCAAGGCGAAAGCCGCCGUCAUCCUCCCACCCAGAACCAAACCCAAACCCAGCAGAACCUCUGGGACGGUCCGACCCGAACGGGCCGCCAACUGCUGGAAGGCAGCAGGACCCAAAACCGUCGUCCCCAGAACCAUCAUGAAGACCAGCAGAGAGGCCGGGCCUGAAGGCAGCACCGAGCCAGAACCGACCCGGUAUCAGAGGGAGACCGCCGCCAGCAGCAGGAAGACGGUCGCCUUCGAGCUGCAAGAGAAACCCAACAAGUCCAAAGUUCUAGAGGAAGACGUGGAGAAAAUGGCCAGAAGCAACCAGUGGGCCGGGCUCAGCGGCCGCUCCCUGCUGCUGUGGCUCAGGAACAGAGGAAUCCCUGUGAGCUCCAAGCUGAGGAAGGAGGAGCUGAUGAUGAAGGUGAUAGGCUGCCUGGCCGAGGCCUGAGCCCUGAUUGGACGGCGCCACAGCCAAUCACAAAACGGUAAAAUCACCCAGCAGCUGCUGUCCUGCUGGGAAGAUUUAGUUGGUUUCAUUUAAGACAGCACAUUUAUAUUAUUUCUUUGUUAUUUUAUUCAUUUAUUCUCGCUGUAUUUGUUAUUAAAAAAAGAAAUGUAUAGCAUUUUUUAAUUAUUAUUUUUUCUCUUUAUUUGUUUUAGUUUUAUUUUGAUUGCAAACAUUAAUAUUCAUUUUUGGGUUUAUUUUAAAAGUAGUUUUGUAGAUUAUUAUUUAUUUUGUAUUGGUUUUUAAUUAAAAUAAAUUGAGGUUUAACAGGAGAUUCAUUUGUUCCUAAACAAGUUUUAUCAUUUUCAGCUACAAAAAAGCUUUAAGUUUUUAUAAAAUCUGUUUUUUAAGCUAAAUUUUCUGCUAAAUGUUCAGAAUGUUUUUGCAUUUGUUUAAAUAUUUAUUGAGCUUAAAAGUUCCUGGUUACAUUUUUAAAACUAUUUUUUUAGUUUCAGGGACAUUUAUCGCAUAUUCAGCGUUUUGAAAGAGUUUUACUUUCCUAAAGUUGGUUACAAAAUGAAACCUGUAAGUUAUAAAAAUCCUGUUUUGUGAAAGUUUUUUCUGUUUUGUAUUUAUUACAUAUUUAAACUGAAGUUUCUUGUUUUGUGUUCAUGAUUGUACAAUAAUAUUUAUUAAUUUAAUUUUAUCUGACAACUGAAAUAUCAGAUGGAAAACGUGACGGUUCUGAGAUUUAACUCUAAACUCUGGACUGCUUUUGGUUCUGUUGGACCAAAAGUAGACAGGAAAUGGAAAUUGGUGAGAAUAAUUAGUGAAAGAAUUAGACGUCAGGAACUGGAGAACAUCUGCUAGGAAUCAAUAAAACAUGGA